This is a messenger RNA of Fusarium vanettenii 77-13-4, 975 nucleotides long. RefSeq lists its product as uncharacterized. Lineage: Eukaryota; Fungi; Ascomycota; Sordariomycetes; Hypocreales; Nectriaceae. The coding region runs from base 1 to 975 and encodes 324 amino acids. The transcript has a single exon. Gene Ontology annotation, molecular function: oxidoreductase activity. The record is from RefSeq and is a predicted model, not a curated record.
AUGCGCUCCCUCCUCCUCACCAAACCCGAAGGUUCUCUCAAGCCGAGUCUUUCCUUCACCACCAAGCAGCCAGUUCCAGUGCCUCCUCCGGGACACUUGCUUGUCAAGGUCCACGCCUCUGCUAUUCAACCCUCCGACAGCUUCAACGCCCUAGGCGGCUUUGGCUCAACCACGUUUCCACGAAUUCCUGGGCGAGACUUUUCUGGCAUCGUUGUCGCCUCUGGUGAUGCUGAACCCUCUCCGCUUCUAAACUCUGCCGUUAUCGGCACUUCGGGCUUCACUCACGCUUUUACGGAGGAUGGAUUUCACGCCGAAUAUGCUGUUGUGCCUACCGAUGGUGUUGCGCCAAAGCCAUCAGCCCUCACCCAUACACAGGCAGCCACCAUCGGAGUUCCCUUCACAACAGCAGCUCUCAUGGUUAAGCGCUCAGAUGCUGUGAAGGGGGAUAAAGCACUUGUCUUGGGUGCUCGAGGUGCUGUUGGCAGUGCGGCUGCAAUUAUGCUGGAGGAGCUUGGCUGUCAGGUUAUUCGAGCCGUUCGUGGACCUGGAGCCGAUGUCGAUACCAGCGCCGAUCCCGAGUUGCUCGCGGUGCAAGAUCUGACCAACAAGAAGGGUGUCAAUGUCGUAAUUGACACAGUUGGCGCCCCAGCUCUGACAGCGGCCGCCAUCGACAGCGCCCUUGCUCACGGUGGCACACUGGUCUUUAUCGCGGCGCCAAAAGGUGGAAGUCCGACGUUGACACUCAAGAUGCGAGACUUUUACCGCGCUGAGAAGAGCCUCAUUGGCAUCAACUCGGUGGCACACAAGAGCAGUGUGAUGGCUGGGCUGCUUCAAAGUCUUGAGCCCAUCUUUCAGAAUGGCAAGUGGGAGCAAGCUGACGAUGGUAGAUGGAAAGAGGUCACGUUGGAAGAUGCAGAGAAGGUAUAUCUAGACCAUGCACCAGGCGAAAAGUUUGUCAUCAAGAUACAGGACUAG